Mangifera indica (mango) is the source of this 976-nucleotide messenger RNA. Its product is annotated as transmembrane protein 18-like. Bases 183 to 674 code for a protein of 163 amino acids. The transcript has 4 exons. Lineage: Eukaryota; Viridiplantae; Streptophyta; Magnoliopsida; Sapindales; Anacardiaceae. Gene Ontology annotation, cellular component: nuclear membrane. The record is from RefSeq and is a predicted model, not a curated record.
UUAUUCCAAGGCUUCAUGGAGAAGAGCUAAGAAUAGACUGGAAGGCGGAAAGAAACGGGAUUUUAUAAUAAAGCUGUCUCCCUAAUUCACUCUGUAGAAACAGAAAAGACUGAUUGUAUUCACAUUGCGGCACCCUCUGAAUCUGUGGAUAAGAAAUAAAGAUUCAAUUUUGAUUUACAGUAAUGGAGGGACUGAGGUCAGCAAUGGAAGCCCACAUGGACCAGAUGGCAGAUCUCGUCCAGAAACUCUCAUCAGAGCUCCGCUCUGGACUUCAACCCGCUUACGAAAACUUCAUGGGUUUCUUCCACGCCAUUAACUGGAAGGAGCCUUGGUUGAUGGGCUUAAUGGCAUUUCAUAUUUUGUUGCUGAUAGUAGUAAUAUUCUCAAGGCAGAAUGUCAAUUUCCAGAUGUGUUUAUUCCUUAUGGCAUUGGCUGGUGUGUAUUUUGCUGAAUAUCUCAAUCGAAUCCUUGAAAAGAACUGGAGGAGCUUUGCCACUCAAAACUAUUUUGAUCCGCAUGGCCUUUUUCUAUCAGUUCUCUGGUCUGGACCUCUUCUUGUCAUUGCAAUCAUUAUAUUGGUAAACACCCUCUUCUCGUUGUGUUACCUGAUUGUUAGAUGGAAGAAAGCUGAGCUGCGACACCGUGCCAGAAUUUCUCAUAACAAGCAUGAUUAAUAAUCUUUGCUAUGCAUCAUAGCAGUCUGGGUGAUAUGGUAGAUUUUGUCACUUUCAUCUUUAAAGUUGCUCCUUCCCCUCAGGUAGAAUCACAAUUAUUUAUUCCAGUAGAUUCACAGUUGUCUCUUCCUUUAUUUUCGCCCAACUCAGCAGUGGAGUGAAACCUGGCUUAUGCCGUUUAUUUGCAAAAAGAAAUUGAUGCAUUGAAUACUAGUAAAUGAACAUGUAACACUGCAAACUAGAUUUCUUUAUAAGUGGGCAAUGUACCAUUAUUUUGAGUAAAAAAUUUUGCGACUGAUUAA